UUUUAUUGUUAUCCAACUCUGCGUGCAUAUGUCUAUAACUUUAGCUGCUGUGUGUGGUUUGACAGGAGUGCAUGCACAAAGUUCUGCAGGUCUUCGCUGCGGUUCGGCUCCCCAAAUGGCUCGGAUUAUUAUUUUUGCCCCGCAUCUGCACGGGACUAGCGCUGCUUUGAUUCUGCUGCUCGCGCUCAUCCUCACAGGUGAUGCAGCAGCCGCAGAUGUUUUCGACAGCUACGGAUUGUCGUACGCCCUGAGGGCUGAGUUUUCGGAAGACGCAAUAUUGGUUGCCAAUAAUGGGAUCCGCGUGCCUUUCGGGAGAUCUGUUUCCAUUGAUCCCAUCAACGAUUUGGUUAUCCAAGUUCAGCCCGGUGACAGAUGCAGCGUUACAGUUUUGGAUAACGACCCCCUGUCUCAAAAGCCGGGGCACCUGUCUCCGAAAAAGUUUCCAUGUGAAUUUGGCCCCAGCGACGUGAAGUACUCUCACUUUGGCUCCAGGAGUCCUCCGAGGGACAGAGUGAGGUUACAGCUCAGGUAUGACACGCAAACGGAUACAAUUAUAAUCCCGUUCAUGAUGGAGGUGGAGGUUAUUUUUACACAGCUGGAAGUGGUGACAAAGAAUAUGCCACUUACUGUUGACAAACUGUUUGGCACAAGUAAUCCCAUAGACAAAGGAAUAUUGGAAUUUACCUUUGAUAGGAGUGCACAACAAUGUAAACUCGUCUCCCUCACCAGUGGCAGCAUGCUGCCCAGAUAUGGAAAAAUUGUGGAUGACAGCCUGGGAACAAUGGUAGACUGUGAUGAUUUUAUUAAGAUGAACACGCACUACCAGCACACUUUUGCUUUAAAGUCCCCCAACAGAGAUUACAUCCCCAUGCUUGUGGAAUUACAGGACAGGGAAGGGAACGUGCUCAAGCAAGAAUUCUUCCAGAUUCUGGUGAGAAUAAAGGAUGGGGAGGACAACACCCCUCCUAAACCCAGCUUUGUUGCCAUGAUGAUGAUGGAAGUUGACCAGUUUGUAAUGACAGCAGUGACUCUGGAUAUGUUGGCUGCAGAGGAUGUGGAGUCCAAUCCUGAUGAAUUAAUUUUCAAUAUCACCUCCCCCCUCACAUUUGAUGAAGGUUAUAUAGUCAGCACAGAUGACAGGAAUUUACCAAUAACUUCAUUUUACCAAGGAGACCUCAAAGAAUUGAAAAUUGCAUAUAAACCUCCAGCUGUGGAUUCAGACACUGAAAGAAUUUUUCAGAUUGAGUUUGAGGUGGUGGACACAGAGGGGGCUGUAUCAGACCCAUUUGCUUUCAUGAUUGUUGUUAAGCCUAUGAACACACUGGCCCCUGUGGUCACAAGAAAUACAGGGCAGUUACUGUAUGAAGGUCAGUCCAGGCCUUUGUCUAGCUCACAGAAUCUGGAAAUAAGUGAUGAAGAUAAUUUAGAUAAAGUCCAAAUUACUGUCAUUGAUGGCCUGAGGCAUGGAGAGUUGACCAUUUUGGGUUCCAGGAGAAAAUUUUUUACCCCAGCUGACCUCGAUUCUGGAGUAGUUACCUACAGACAUGAUGGCAGUGACACAUACAGUGAUAAUAUUAUUUUCAGAAUGACAGAUGGCAAACAUGAAGUGGAGUUUUUGUUCCCUAUCACCGUUGUGCCAACAGAUGAUGAGCCGCCCAUUAUCAAUGCCAACACUGGUUUGAUUUUGUUCAAAAACCAAAUGAUGCAAAUUUCCUCGCUUAUGCUCAGUGCAGCUGAUAUCGAUUCAGAAGAUUCAACAAUAAAAUUCACAUUAGAGCCUCCUUUUUCAACAAUCGGGCAGGUGUUGCUCCGCCAGUCUGAGGCACCAGAGGACCCAUCUUCCUGGAAGUUUAAUACAGAUGAUGAAAUGUAUGAAAAAGUUGUAAAUGAAUGGCUGCAGCAGGAUAUUAGUGAUGGAAAACUAUUCUACAAGCACUCUGGGCUCCAUAGCACCAGUACAGUCAUGGAUCAGUUUGUAUUUAAAGUACAAGAUGACAAUGAUCCACCUAAUCAGUCAGGUAAAAGCACUUUUAUAAUAAAAAUUCUCCCAGUUGAUGACAUUCCACCUGAGGUGUACCCUGGUACCACCCUACAAAUGACUGUGCAUGAAUAUCAGCUUACAUACUUUAAGAAAAACUCCCUCCGGUACACAGACCUUGACUCAGAGGAUCGGGAUCUCAAAUACACAAUUAUCCAACCACCAACAGAUACAGAUGAUAAUAACCCUGUUGUAUUGGGAGCUCUUGUGUUGACUGAAAACCCCAACAUUGAAGUCACAAGUUUCACUCAGGCACAAAUUAACCACCAUAAAAUAUCUUACAAACCACCUGAUCUUGAGCUUGGGAUUUCCACGCAUGUUUUACAGUUCAAGUACACCGUGGAGGAUGAUUCUGGAAACAGUGCAGGAGGAUUUUUCACAAUAUUUUUAAAGCCUGUGGAUAACAAACCACCACAAAUAACAAACUCUGGGUUUACUGUGCAUGAACGUGGCAGACAUAUCCUAACUAGAGCCGAGCUGGACACCAUAGACACAGACACAGACAGCAACAAAAUAAUCUUUGCUGUUACACAACCUCCUCUUCAUGGGCAGCUGCAAUUUACAUUCACUGACAUGAAAAAGGGUGAUACUUUCAACUUGCAGCACAUUGGAAAUGGCAUGAUCUCAUACAUUCAUAGCGGAGAUGAAUCAUCAGUAGAUUUAAUACAAAUAGAUGUCAGUGAUGGGGUGCACAUUGUCCCAAUAACUAUAAAGAUUACCAUAAAACCAGUUGAUGAUGAAACUCCAACUAUCAUUCUUCCAGCUGGCACAAUAGGCUCCUACUUAGAUGUACUGGAAAAUGAAGCUACAGAAAUCACAAGUAAUGUCAUCCAGGGAAGAGAUGAGGACACUGAUGACCUCCGACUGACCUUCAUUGUUGAAGACAAACCAUCAUUUGGUGAAAUUCUGGUGAAAGGGGUUCCAUCUGACACAUUCACUCAGGCUGAUAUCAUUAAUGGAUUUGUGGUCUAUGCUCACACCAGUGGAGAGAUAGGCCUGAACACAAAAGAAGACUUUUUCAAUCUCACUCUGACUGAUAUGUCUGAUGAGUGGACUGUGGGAGGAAAUAAAAUCACAGGUGUUAGAGUGCAUGUAACUAUUCUUCCCCUGGACAGCCAGGCUCCAGAGGUCUUUGUUAGGCCGCAGUUCACUGUUACAGAGGGAGAAAAGAAUGUCAUUCAGAUCCUUCAUAUAAGUGCCAAUGAUGUUGAUACCCCCAACGAUGACCUUCUCUGUACAAUUAUUGUACAGCCCACUUCAGGGUAUGUGGAAAACAUCUCUCCAGCCCCAGGCUCAGAGAAAUCCAGGUCUGGCACAGCUAUUAGUGCUUUCACCAUCAAGGACAUCAGACAGAAUCACAUUUACUAUGUUCAAAGCAUUCACAAAGGAGUCGAAUCAGUAGAGGACAGAUUUACCUUCAGAUGCUCUGAUGGCAUCAAUUUCUCUGAAAGGUACUUUUUCCCCAUCUCCAUAAUCCCCUCUAAUGAUGAAAAGCCUGAGAUUUACAUGAGAGAAUUUAUAGUUAUGGAGGGGAUGAACAUAGUUAUUGACACUCCCAUCCUGAAUGGUGCUGAUGCAGAUCUCCCUGCUGAUCAGCUCACAUUCUUUAUCACCAAACCUCCCAGGCAUGGAUUUAUUCUCAACCAGCUCACCACUGGCUCCCACCCAGUAUCUAACUUCACUUUGGAUCAGAUCAGGGAGGCCUCCGUUAUUGUGUAUGAGCAUGAUGGCUCAGAGACAACAGAGGAUCGUUUUGAUAUUAUUCUCACAGAUGGAAAGUUCAGCGCAGAGAAAACUGUGAUAGUUAUGGUAAUCCCUGUGGACGAUGAAACUCCAAGGAUGGCCAUCAAUGAUGGCCUUGAAAUUGAGAUAGGUGAAGUUAAAGUAAUUAAUAACAAUGUUUUAAAAGCUACUGAUCUGGACUCUGAGGAUAGUACGUUAACUUAUAUUAUUAGAUAUGGGCCCGGUCAAGGAUAUUUACAAAGAACAAUAUCAUCUGGGGAAUUGCAAAAUAUAACUGUCGGGAUGAAUUUUACACAAAAUGAAGUGGAUCAGGAACUAAUUGUUUACAUCCACAAUGGGCAAGAGGGAAUUCGUGAUCUCAUCAAAUUUGAUGUGACAGAUGGAUUCAACCCUUUAAUUGACAGAUACUUUUAUGUUACAAUUGGUGGCAUUGACAUGGUCUUCCCUGAUGUGGUUAGUAAGGGUGUAUCCCUUAAAGAGGGUGGCAGAGUUACUUUGACAACUGACCUUCUCAGUACAAGUGACCUUAACAGCCCAGAUGAACACUUAGUUUUCACCAUCACCCGUGCUCCUGUGAGAGGGCACUUAGAAUGCACUGACAUACCUGGGAUGCCAAUCUCAUCUUUUACACAGCUCCAGAUGGCAGGUAAUAAAAUCUUCUACAUCCACACCGCUGACGACGAGGUGAAAAUGGAUAGCUUUGAAUUUGAAGUGACUGAUGGCUACAACCCAGUGUUUCGCACUUUCCGUAUCUCCAUCACUGAUGUGGACAACAAAAAGCCUGUAGUAACAGUACACAGUCUGGUGGUGACAGAGGGAGAAAACAAGCUCAUCACACCAUUUGAACUAACAGUAGAAGACAGAGACACAGUUGAUCGGCUCUUGAAAUUCACGGUUACUCAAAUCCCAGUCCAUGGUCGCCUGCUCUUCAACAACACCCGACCUGUCACCUCUUUCACAAAGCAAAACCUGAAUGAGAACUUGAUCAGCUACAAACAUGAUGGCACAGAGAGUUCAGAGGACAGUUUCUCCUUCACUGUCACAGACAGCGCCCAUACAGACUUCUAUGUCUUCCCUGACACUGUUUUUGAGACUCGAAAGCCCCAAGUGAUGAGGAUUAUGAUUCUUCCUGUGGAUAAUGGGGUGCCACAGAUUGUAGUAAACAAAGGUGCCUCAACAAUGCAGGUUCUGGAGACAGGUCAUCUGGGUUUUGUCAUCACCAGCAAGACCCUUAAAGCAGAGGACAGAGACAGCAUACAUGGUUUUGUGACAUUUAGGAUUACUGCAGGCCCAGAACAUGGCUACCUGAUCAAUCUUGGAAGAGGAAAUGCCACUAUCACAAGCUUCACACAAGCUGAAAUUGAUGACAUGAACAUAUGCUACGUUCUGAGGGAUGGUGACACUGCCACAAAUGAUGUCUUUCACUUCUCCAUCGAGGAUAGUGGAGGCAACAAACUAAGGAACCAGCAGUUUAGACUGAACUGGGCUUGGAUUUCUUUGGAGAAGGAACACUAUGUGGUGGAUGAGGAGGUCAAGUUCCUAGAGGUUGUACUGAAACGCCGUGGUUACCUGGGGGAGACUUCAUUUGUUGGCAUUGGCACGAAGGAUGAUUCUGCAAAAAAGGACAAAGACUUUCGCGGGAAGUCUCAGAAACAGGUGCAGUUCAACCCAGGCCAGACCACAGCCACCUGGAAGGUCAGAAUCCUGCCAGACAGCGAGUACGAAGUGUCUGAGAUGUUCCAGAUUGUCCUGUCUGAACCAGUGAUGGCUGCUCUUGAAUUUCCAGAGGUCUCUUUCGUGGAGAUCCUGGACCCUGGUGAUGAAUCCAUGGUGUAUAUACCGUCAGCUGUGUACAACAUAGAGGAGGACAUCGGUGAGCUGCUUAUUCCUGUUCGCAGGAGUGGCGAUGUCAGCCAAGAGCUCAUGGUUAUAUGCUACACCCAGCAAGUUUCGGCCACAGGCACAGUCCCUACCACGGUGCUCUCCUACUCUGAUUACAUCUCCAGGCCUGAGGACCAUCACAGCAUCCUGCGCUUUGACAAGGGAGAGAUAGAGAAAUCCUGUCGGAUAGUGAUAAUUGAUGAUUCCCUGUGUGAAGAUGAGGAAAGCUUCAAUGUCACCCUCAGCAUGCCCAUGGGGGGCCGCCUGGGCUCAGAGUUCCCCACUGCCAAAAUCAUAAUCAUUCCCGAUAUGGAUGAUGAUCCUGUUUUCUACUUUGGAAGCACAGAAUACCAUGUGGAUGAGAGUGAUGGCUUUGUGGAAGUGCAGGUGUGGAGGACAGGGACUGAUCUUUCCAAAGGAGGAACUGUCACAGCGCGCUCCAAAAAGACAGAUCCUGUCUCUGCUGAGGCUGGUGUGGAUUAUAUGGGGAUCAGCCGGAAUCUGGACUUUGCACCAGGGGUCACCAUGCAGACGUUCCGCGUGACCAUUCUGGAUGAUCUAGGUCAGCCGGUGCUGGAAGGACCAGAGAAGUUUGAACUUGUACUACGAAUGCCCAUGAAUGGGAUCCUCGGGGAGCCAAGCAAGACUGUCAUCAUCAUCAAUGACUCUGUUUCUGACCUGCCAAAGGUGCAGUUCCGUCAUGCUGUGCAUGUAGGAAAUGAAAAUGCAGGACAGAUCUCAGCUACUGUGUAUCGUAGCGGCGAUAUCAGCUACAAGUCUACAGUUCGCUGUUACAGCCGACAGGGAACAGCUCAGGUCAUGAUGGACUUCAAUGAGAGGCCAAACACAGAUGCCUCCAUUAUCACCUUCUUACCAGGAGAAAGUGAAAAACCAUGUUUACUCAUGCUGGUUGAUGACACAAUACAUGAGGAAGACGAAGAGCUUCGUCUUGUGUUGGGAAGCCCCAGGAGUACUUCUCCUUUUGGAGCAUCUAUUGGGAAGCAGAAUGAAACACUCAUUAAGAUAAAUGAUGAUUCAGACAAGCCCAUUAUUAGUUUUGGAGAGACCAACCUGAGUGUGAAUGAACCAAAGGAAAAGGGUCAAAUCUCUGUGGUGAAGAUCCCCGUGUUGCGAGUUGGAGACGCCUCCAAAGUCUCUGUUGUUCGAGUUCACACCAAAGAUGGAUCUGCUACCUCCGGGGAGGACUACCAUCCAAUUUCCGAGGAAAUAGUGUUCAAACAGGGUGACGCAGAGCACUAUGUGGAGGUGGAGGUUUUAUAUGAUGGUGUCAGAGAAAUGAGAGAGGCCUUCACUGUCCAUCUUAAGCCUGAUGAGAACAUGGUGGCAGAAACAAAGAUGAGCAAAAUCAUUAUUUAUAUUGAAGAGUCCGACAGCAUGGCAGAUGUCACAUUUCCUUCUACACCCAGAGUGGUUUCUCUGUAUCAUUAUGAUAACAUCAAAACGAGUGAGGACUCUCUGCCUGUGGCUGGAUACCCGGUCGUCUGUGUCACUGCAUGCAACCCCAAGUACCCAGACUUCUACAAAACCGGCUCUAUUUGCUUAAGCGAGAACAUCAACAACACUUUGACUCGCUACCGUUGGCUUGUGAGCGCUCCCACAGGUCCAGACGGUGUCACCAGCCUAAUGAGGGAAGUUGACUUUGACACUUUCUUCACCUCCUCGAAACUCAUAACUUUGGACUCAGUCUAUUUCCAAGCUGGUUCUAGGGUCCAGUGCGUUGCAAGGGCUGUGAACUCUAAUGCGGAUGAAGGUCUAGAACUUAGUAGCCCCAUAGUGUCAAUCAGCACCGACAAAGGAAUGUGUCAGCCUCGUGUUGCAGGCACAGUUGGGGCUGAACCCUUCUCUGCCAAGCUGCGAUACAGUGGAGCAGAGGAUUCAGAGCACCCCAAUCUCAUCAAAUUAACUGUCACAAUGCCUCACAUUGAUGGAAUGCUGCCCGUCGUGUCCACCAGACCCCUUUCCAAUUUCGAGCUGACUCUGAGCCUUGAUGGGACCCGCGUUGGCCACCAUCGCUGCUCCAAUUUGUUGGACUACAAUGAGGUCAAGACCCGCUACGGCUUUCUUACUGAAGCCACCAAGAAUUCUGAGGUAAUCGGCAACACGGAACCUUACCAAUACGACACUUCGCUGAGGGGAUCCGGGACGCUCCGGUUCUACAGAAAUCUCAACUUGGAGGCUUGUUUGUGGGAAUUCACCAGCUACUAUGACAUGUCAGAGCUCCUUAGUGACUGUGGAGGUACCAUUGGGACUGACGGACAGGUGCUGAAUCUGGUCCAGUCCUAUGUGACCCUCCGGGUCCCACUGCAUGUGUCCUAUGUCUUUCACUCCCCUGUGGGAGCAGGAGGUUGGCAGCACUUUGACUUGCAGUCAGAGUUGAGGCUCACUUUUGUGUACGACACUGCCAUCUUAUGGAGGGAUGGAAUCGGUAGUCCGGCAGAGGCUGAACUGCAAGGUGCUCUGUACCCAUCCAGCAUGCGUAUAAAUGUCCAGGGACAACUGGUGGUUAACUUCCGCACAGAGGCUCGAUUCAGAGGCCUGUUUGUGCUCAAUCACCCAGGUACCGUAUUGCAGAUGUGUCACUAUUUUUUUUUUUUUCUUUUCUUGUCAGCUUCAUUGCUCACGUCCAUGGUCAUGUGUUCGGACCACACUGGUUUAACCUUUAACCUCAGUCUUGUUAGGAGUGAGCCAACCUACAGCCAGCCUAUUCAGCAGUGGACAUUCAUCUCUGAUUUAGCAGUGCGGGAUUAUUCAGGUAUAUACACAGUGAAACUGAUCCCCUGUACUUCCCCUCCAAACCUGGAGUACUCCAUCCCUCCCAUCUGCAAUCCCAGAGAGCCGCUCACCUUUGACCUGGAUAUUCGCUUUCAGCAGGUUAGUGACCCAGUGGCUGCUGAGUUCAGUUUAAACACGCAGAUGAUCUUACUCUCCAAACGGAUGCUCUGGCUCUCAGACGGUUCCAUGGGCUUUGGACAGGAGAGCGACACAGCUUUCUCCCAAGGGGAUACUAUUUAUGGCCGAGUGAUGGUGGAUCCAGUGCAAAACUUGGGUGACUCCUUUUUUUGCAACAUAGAGAAAGUCUUCCUGUGUACAGGAGCUGAUGGAUACGUUCCAAAAUACAACCCCAGCAGCUUUGAGUUUGGCUGUCUGGCUGACGCUCCUUCACUGCUGUACAGAUUCAAAAUCAUUGAUAAGGCUCAACCGGAGACCCAGGCCCGCUCAUUUGGCGAUGUGGCCUUUAAUGCUUUCCUGGCAGUGGAUGACCCCGGUGCGUUACCUUUGGUGAGGCAACCUGGAGCAGAUGGUUUCAGAAUGGAUUCUACCGCUUUGUUUCAGGUGGCUGCGGGGAGAGAGUGGUACAUCCACGCCAUCUAUACCGUCCGUUCCCGGGACAAUGCUAAUCGUGGCAUCGGGAAAAGAAGCCUGGAAUAUCAUGUGAUGAGCCAACACUUGAAUCCCCUUCAAAAGGGUCAGCAUCGCACCAGAAGAUCAGUGGAUGAUGUGCCAGACAUCGUAAAGAAGAUCGGCGAGAACAGCAACCGUGGCACCAACAUCCUGCACAUCGCUCUGAACCGAAGCAGUCAGUGGAAGACAAGUCAAGACGGGGAAAUCUCCACAGAAAGAAACAUCCCCGAUGCGGUCAACCAAAAGGACAGUGACGACAAACUGGUGUUAAUCAUCGGUGUAUUUGUUGGACUGCUUCUUACCGUGCUCCUCAUCAUUAUAGUGGUGGUGGUGCUACGAGCCAAGCAAGAGAAGAAAGACGUGCCCGUCAACUCUGACAGCGCAGAGCCCAUGAUGACUCAAAGCCCCAGCAGCACUGACAGUUCUGAGGUCUAACAGGUCUAAUGAGAUCUAAUGAUUGAAAGAUUUAACCGAUCCUUUUAUUUUGCAAGUGCCUCAUAUUUAGCUCAAAUAAAUAAAGACUGUGUGUGAAGCAACACGAACUACAAGAGCCUAGACACUAUUCAGAAAACUACUUGAAAUACUGCAUCACGUCCAAAGCCAGGGAGUGAUCUGGACACUG
Nematolebias whitei (Rio pearlfish) is the source of this 9707-nucleotide messenger RNA. It is a transcript of the gene frem2b, whose product is annotated as FRAS1 related extracellular matrix 2b. Lineage: Eukaryota; Metazoa; Chordata; Actinopteri; Cyprinodontiformes; Rivulidae. Gene Ontology annotation, biological process: cell communication. The record is from RefSeq and is a predicted model, not a curated record. Gene Ontology annotation, cellular component: membrane. The coding region runs from base 29 to 9520 and encodes 3163 amino acids. The transcript is spliced from 24 exons.